This is a messenger RNA of Durusdinium trenchii, 1834 nucleotides long. The record is from the annotation of a GenBank genome assembly. Lineage: Eukaryota; Dinophyceae; Suessiales; Symbiodiniaceae.
UUGAAGUUCUUCCAAUACGGAUGACAUCUUUGAUCGUCAGGUCCUUUAAGAGCACGGACGAAUUCGCACUGACUGGAGCCGUUGCCCCAAUCAGUUCCAUGCAACAUGAAGCCACAAUGGUCCGAGAGUCCGACUUGGUACAUGUUUUCCAGCUUUGGGCCUUUCCGAGCGGGUGAGGAAUUGGAUUUGGGGUCGGGAUGAUAGAUGUGAAGGACCUAGUGGCGUUUGAAUUUCUGAAGUGUCAGCUGACAGUGCAUGAACCUACAACAUGUUUUAUUUGUACUUUUGAGGGUGCAAACGCCUGCCAGUUUUGAAAUUGUUUUGAACAAAACCGACUACUCUCCAAAAGAACAAUGUUUUUUUUGCAAAAAGAAUGCCUCAGCAGCCUCCGCCACUUCAGCCGCAGCCCAUCUUCCAGUGGCGCCGUGCAGCACUCGGCGUCCACCCCCUCUGGUUGCGGCGUCUUCGCCCCCAAAACACGUUGCAUCGUGGCCUUUGCAUCAGCAGCGCGCGAUGCGGGCGCUGCUGGGCCGUCCAUGGCGGCUUUCCGCCGCCUCGAGAGCCUUGAGGCCGCAAAUGCACGCGCUCCGGUGCUUCUCUGGAGAAGACAUGGCUGCCUUACACAAGAGUCCCAUUGUGCAGCUCCUAUGGAAGGAGCGCGCCAACUCUGCGCGGGUCACUGCCGGCGCCAAGCCGCAGGAGAAGAUCUUGACGAAGACGCCCCACUGCUCAAGAGUAGAGGUCCAGUACAACUUCAAGGAUGAUCCGCUGUUGAAAGAGCAGUACCAGAACUUCAACGGUCUCAUGCAGUUUAGCAAGCUCUUCGAAGAUCUGGAUGCUCUCGCAGGCAAUGUGGCCUUCAAGCACUGUGAUGAUGACGAUCCUGAAACCAGGAUGCCUCAGUUGGUGACGGCGUCGGUGGACCGGAUUCGCCUGCAGCCGGGCACCGCCAUCUCCCUGGACAAGAAUUAUACCAUGACUGGUCAGGUGUCCUGGGUCGGAAGUUCCUCCUUGGUGAUUCACAUGCAGCUCACCACCGAGGAUGCGAAGGACGUCCUGAAGGCGAACUUCACCUUCGUCGCGCGGGACGUGACCACGGGGAAGAGCUGCAAGAUCAAUCGCUUGCAGCCAGAGUCAGAGGAGGAGAAGCGACUAUUCCAAGCGGCCGACGACAAGAUUACGGCCAUGAAGGCUGCCCGCAAGGCAGGGAAGCGUGGAUCAACCCAUGAGCUCGACGCAAACAGUGCCGCCAUGGCACGGGAGCUUUUAGACCAAGGGCGGCUACUUCAGGAUAUGCCGGGCCUGGCCGUGGGAGAUGCGGUGCUCAUCAGCCAGACACGGCGGGAGACGAUGAUCAUCUGCCAGCCACAGCAGCGGAACACCGCCGGACGGAUGUUCGGUGGGUACCUCAUGAGGUGUGCCUACCGCUGCGCCUUUCCCACGGCCUACAUGUUCGCGGGCUCCUUCCCACACUUCGUGGAGGUGGACGAGGUGACCUUCCUUCAGCCAGUGGAGGUCGGCGACAUCUGCGAGUUCAGCGGACAGGUGAUGAUCACCUACACGAAGGUCCGCCCGGUGGUUCAUGUCGAGGUCACCGCCUCCGUGUUGAAGCCAGAUUUGAAAUCCAGCAUGAUCACCAACGUCUUCAACUUCGUCUUUGAGCUGCGGCCGAAGCCCGGGCAAGCGCUCCCGGUGGUGAAGCGCGUCUUCCCGAACGCGGAGGCGGGCGCUCAGCGAGUCGUCCAAAUCAUGGAGCGACACGACUUCCACUGACCCUGUCAUGGGAGCGGUUUCUGGGGCGGUCAAAGCCACGUGUGGGAGGGUCGGAUUCUGG